GGCGUUGGAUGUUGUAUGUGAGUGGCUGCUCAUGUUUUAAACGUAUCUCAGGGAGAACUUAUCUGAUUUAUGCACACAACUUGAUUUAGUUGGCGAGUUUGAGAGUUAGUCUAACAGAUACUGUAACCUUGUGGAAAGAAAAUUUGAAUAUUCAAACCUAGAGAUGACUUCUGGAGGUCUGGGGCUCACCGAGGGCCUGGCUCAAGACAUAAGCCAGGAGGAGCUGGACUUCUCCGACCUGUUUCUGUAUAAUUCACCCGGAGAAGAUUUUCCCGUUGGCUGCCAUAAAGAUGACUCAGGUGCUCUCCUUCAGAAUGACAACGAGCCUCCUGUGCUGGUGGUCGACCAUUACGCUGCGUACAUCUCCAGCUCCAACCAUCCAGCCUCCAGUCAGGACCUCCCCCCUCACCACUCUCGCCCCACCACAGACCACCUGUCAGGGGCAGUGUUUGACUCCCUGGGGCUGGCAUCAAGACCGGGGACCAUGCCUGCUCCCAGCCCCAGGAUUGAGAUCACUCCAUCGGGUGACUCCCUCAGCUCUCAGACUCUGGAGCCGAGCCCUGGCACCAAAGCUCUGGGGGCCUACAGGGAGUGUGUGAGCCCUGCCAGCAGUAACUCCUCCACAGGCUGGCCUGCGGAGGCGUACUCCCCUGUGGCUUCACCAUGCGUCUCCCCUUCUAAUGGAGGGUCUGGCAUAGGGCUGUCUGGCUUAGACCUCUGCCCUGGCCUCCAGGGCAUCCACACAUCUUCUGCCCACUCCUCGCCAGGAGCGUCGCCUCGCAACAGCGUCACUGACGAGACCUUUCUCCUGCCCCAGCACCAACGUACCGCCACAUCGGUUCCCCACCAGCGUUCCCGCUCCGCCUCGCCCGGAAAACGCUCCUAUGAAUCCCACUCCUGUCAAGGGGGCACUCCUGUCAAGCAGCGCUCCCGGAGCCCCAGCCCCAUCCCCUCGCCCCAUGACCAGCAGGGGUCCUUCUACCCGCAACAGUACCAGGCCCAAGCUGAGUUCCAGCCCGCAGCCCAGACCUCCUCACUGGUCCUGGAGGAGAUGCUGAGCAGCCUCAGCUCCAGCUUGCCCAGAGCGAUGCCCUCUGCAGUUUUGCGAAAUCCACAUUUGCAGGCCCAAAGACAGGACUGUGUGUAUGGAGACGAGUAUGAGUGGGCCAGUGAGCAGGAGAGGAUGGGCCGGGCAGGAGCCGAAGUCAAGUCUGAAACCUUCUACAUGUUCCCAGCUGUGUGGCCUCCUCCUCAUCCGGUCCCCCAUGGAGCAUUCAGUGGUCUGCCCGUGACUCCACUUCCAUCUUUAGAGCGGCCGUUGCCCAGUCAGUCCGGUCAGUACGAGCUUCUGAUCCAGCAACAGCCCAAAUCUCACCACAGAGCUCACUAUGAGACCGAGGGCAGCCGAGGAGCUGUGAAGACAUCGAACGGAGGGCAUCCGGAAGUUCAGCUCCGCGGGUACCAAGGCACAGCUCCACUGGGGCUGCAGGUCUUCAUAGGAACAGCCGACGAGAGGCUCCUGAAACCCCACGCCUUCUACCAGGUCCACCGCAUCACCGGGAAGACCGUCACCACACACAGUAUGGAGAGGAUGAUGAACGGGACCAAAGUGCUGGAGAUCGCUCUGGAGCCGAAGAACCACAUGAGAGUGGUGAUUGACUGUGUAGGAAUCCUGAAGUUGAGAAAUGCCGACAUCGAGCUGAGGAACGGCGAGACGGACAUUGGACGGAAAAACACCCGCGUGCGUUUGGUGUUUCGUGUCCACGUACCUCAACCUGGAGGCCAGCUCAUGUCUCUGCAGGUCGCCUCUGAUCCUAUUGAAUGCUCCCAGCGCUCAGCUCAGGAGCUCCCUGCAGUCGAGAGGCAGGACCAGGACCGAUGCUCUGUACUUGGUGGUCAGCGAAUGGUCCUCACUGGACAGAAUUUCACAUCCGACUCCAAAGUGAUAUUCUCAGAGAAGACACAAGAUGGGCAGCAAAUCUGGGAGGUGGAGGCCACUGUGGACAGAGACAAAACACAAGCAAACAUGCUAUUUGUCGAGAUCCCUCCGUAUCGAGACCGGAGCAUUUCCCACCCGGCCAAGGUCAACUUCUACGUCAUCAACGGGAAGAAGAAACGCAGCCAGCCUCAGCACUUCAUCUACACUCCUGUGAAAGCUAUUAAAGCAGAGCCUCUGGAUGACUACCAGUUGAAUUCGUACGCCUAUUCAGACACUCACUCGCUGACUGGCCUGUCAGUAAAGUCACUCUAUCAUCACCUGGAGCAAGACAGCAACCAUCAAGCCUUGAAUAUUUCUCCAACACUGUACCAUCUAACCACUGUAGACCCCAGAGCCCACAUGUUAACCCCCGAUCCACUGGACGACCAAUCAGUCUAUUACCAGUCCAGAGCCGGCACUCUGAUCAACAGCCCCAUGCUGUACCACACUGCAAACCAGCAUUACAGCAACUGUGGCACUGCCCUCCUCUGCGGUUCACCAAUGGCUUCCCACCCUGCCUCCGCUCCCAGCCAGUGUGUCAGUGCCAGAGCCCCUGUGGCCAAACUGGACGAAGGUCCUCACGUCGGUGAUUCAUUUGAGGCCUGUUUGAUGUCAAGACAUCAGAGUUUCGUGCAGACAGCGCUGCCUCUGGGAAAGUCACCACCUUCAAGAUACAUCCAUGGUCAAGCUCAAGGGAAGGCUGGAGGCAGAGUGGAGCCAGGCGGCCAGCGUCUGACCCAGAUCAACUCUGGGAGAGGAAACCAUGAGGAACGAGCUCCAGAGAGGGUCACAGUCAAACAGGAGAACCUCCGCUAUGCUUACCUGGAGGAUGUGAAUGACAUCAUAAGAAGAGACCUGAAAGGCCACAAUGGAGAGUGAUCCUGCAGGCCUGCAGCAACGCUGGUGUCCAUCAGACUUUAAGUUUAAGCUGUGUGCAUAAUAUGUGGACUUCAGUAACUAUAAAAUCCUGACUGACUCAGAGGAAGCUUGUACUUGUAAGAUUUGCAGUAAAAAACAAUGAAACUGAUCUGCUAUAGGCGUAUUUUGCCAGUAUUUCAGAAUAGCAUCAUGUUUCUGUGGAGCUAGGAAGGGUGGCGGUUCAACUGGGCAACAUUCGCUUUUCAAACUCAGCUACAGCAGUUCACAUGGAAAAACAGGUCAGCUGUUUGUUAGCCUUUAAUAUUGCCAUACUUUUUUUUAUCCUUAGCAAAGAUAGUACACCAUGUGUGGUACCUUAGACUGUGCAUCUAUUGUGAGUUUAUUUUAACCUGUUUGACUUAUCUCUGUUCAUAUAUAUUUGUACAAUUGCUCUCUGUAAGCAUGUAUAAAAUAUUUUAUAUUAAACAAUUCUGUUCUGUAUUGUUUAAAAUGACCUUAUACAAUGACCUUUGCAUUGAAGUUAAUUUAAUAUAUCAUUUCUAAGAUUAAAAAGUAAUCUUCUUUCUGAGAAAAAUUAAUGGUAGACAGUACAGGAAGUCAUGAUGAUUACAGUGGUGUGUAGGUCAAAACAGUAAGACAGUAAUGUCUAAAUAUUCAGUGUAUUACUUAAAGGCAAAUAUUUUAAUUAAAAUGCUUAAAAAUACUUAGAUCAAUACUUAACAGUACUUUCUAGAAUGUACUAGAAACAGCUGUAACUAAGGUUUUGUUUUUUUAAAUAAAAUAAAAUAAUAAAAAUACUAAUAAUGAAAAU
Chelmon rostratus (copperband butterflyfish) is the source of this 3668-nucleotide messenger RNA. Its product is annotated as nuclear factor of activated T-cells, cytoplasmic 2-like. Lineage: Eukaryota; Metazoa; Chordata; Actinopteri; Chaetodontiformes; Chaetodontidae. The coding region runs from base 164 to 2857 and encodes 897 amino acids. The record is from RefSeq and is a predicted model, not a curated record. The transcript is spliced from 10 exons. Gene Ontology annotation, cellular component: transcription regulator complex. Gene Ontology annotation, biological process: cytokine production; regulation of transcription by RNA polymerase II; calcineurin-NFAT signaling cascade. Gene Ontology annotation, molecular function: transcription factor binding; DNA-binding transcription factor activity, RNA polymerase II-specific; RNA polymerase II cis-regulatory region sequence-specific DNA binding.